AUGUCCAUCCUCCGCACCCGGAACGGCUCCCUCCCACUCCUAGAGGGCUGCGUCGCCCAGGACAGUGGCCGGAGGGUCGCGCGAAGCCGCGAGGCAAAAAGCCCAGGCCCGACCAAGCGGCCUCCCCGCCCCCUCCGGCUUCGCUCCGAGCCGGCAGACGGCGCCCCGGGAGCUAACUUCAGCAGGGAAGAGGAAGCUCCGCGGCAAGUAACGGGCUAUGUAGAUUCCCCAGACGAGAAAAGGCUGUCUGUGCGUCUGCCUGCCGGCAGGACCGUCUCACCUCCCCUCUGCCAAGCCCGGGCGGCGCCAGCUCACUUGAGGAGGGCAGGGACGCCGCCACGGCCGCCGCGAUGGCCGUUACGGCACGAGGCCUCCGCUCUGCCGCCGCGUAGCUCUGGGGAGAGAGGCGGGGCGUGCGCGGCGGGAGGGCGGGGCUGCAGCGCCGACUGGUCGCGAGGCCCUGGGCGGACCCGCGCGGACAGGAAACCCCCCUCCCUGCCCAAUCUGAUAGGUUCAGUCUUCCCCUUCCCUCCUAUCACUGACGCGAGGGCGGUCUUCGACGCUCUGGGAUUGGGCGAGCCCGUCUGUCAAUCAAUUGCUGUGCUAGGUGUCGAGCUGAGGCUGCUCGGUGGAGAGGGAGUGAGAGAGACAGAAGCGCCCUGCCAGUUUCUGGGUUUUGUUGCUUCUGUGUCUCUGGCUGAUUAUUCUGGGGCCUUCCUCCUCAGCGCCACAGGAGAUUCCACAGCAGAACUGACUGCUUUCCGAGUUAAGCCCCGACUGCUCUGGGAGCUUCCUUCUGGUUUCUGCACCUGAAGAAGGUCUUACUAGCGGAAAGUUCUUAGGGACGGGAGCGAAAAUGAGAAGCAAACAAAAAGGCCUGAACGUAGAGUCCUGAGAGAAAAAUGUAAGACGUGUCCUUAACUUGAACCGCAAACCAAAAUAAGCUGAGUCUGAGGGCCUUCGAAGCGCCCUGGUGCGUGGAUAGCUUCCAUUCUUGGUUGCCGUAGCCUUGCUGUGAGGACAGUGACUUUCGUUGACAGGUCUGUUCUUUCUUAGCUGCCCAGCCCCAGACACCUGCCAUCAGUAAGUUGGUUCUCCCCACGGCGGAGCUUCAGACCCCAUCACCUGCCUCUUCCUCCCCAGCCAUCUCUGUGGCUCUGCUUAGGCGUUUGCCGCCCAGGGAAGCCUGAGAUGAGGAAUCUGAACUAAUUUCAUGGCUCCAGGGCCCCUGACUUUAUAUGGGGAUGUCCCCCUCCCAGGCAGAAAUGUCCAUUUCAGCUGUGUAAAGCAACUCCCCUGAGCAGAAGGAAUGUGAAACAACAGGACCAGAAGACUAGCCUCCGGAGCUACAAAUGUAUCAACUUGAAAUGCUGGGCAUAAAUGGAUUAAAAGGAUACAUAGUUGGUGUCUGCUUGAACAAUGGGCACAAUUCAAGCAUGAAAGCAGUAUUUGUAUCCAAAAGAGGUCCUUUCCUAUGCUACAUCCCACAACAUGAGGCCCAAGAUCACGUCUGUCCUAACGGUGAAAAUAUUAACACUCAUCCCUAUCAUUUUAGUGGGAAUCCUUAGACAUAACCCUUAUGGUGCCUAAGGCAAAUCGCACUUGGUAAUAAGAACUUCUUUCUUUAGUUACCAGACUAACCCCUAAAAUAGUAAAAAGUCUUAGAUAUAAAGCUAGCUAGUGCAACUUGAUUAUAAGAUAGUGAUUUAAAUGUAGGCAUUGGUGUGAUAUUUGACACUCAUGAGUCAGACUGGCUUUGAACUAAAUAUUUAUCAGAAACUGAUUGGUUACUACCUUAUACCUGAGAAGCCAAGUCCUGAGAAACCUUAUUACCCUGGUACCCUUGGACAGUCUUGCCCCUGAAUGAAAAUAAACAGACCAUACCUAACUGGUCACCUGAAAGGGAAGACCCAACAACCAUCUUUCCAGGAUAUUGUGAGACAUCACGAUAUGCAUAGGAUCUGUGCUAUUAAACAUACCUUCUGAGACCUACUGAGAGAAGCCAUUCUCCCUCCAAACUGAUGAAAAAGGGGACCAUAUUCUGAUGCUCCAAAGGCUGUGAGCAUGAGUCUACCCAUCCUUGUGCUGAACCCUGCCUAACAUAACCUUUAACACCCCUCUUUGAAUUCUCUCUCUUCUCCACUGCAACCCAUGAGGAUCAGAAGAAUUAGAGGUAUCAUUUAAGUCUGCUUGUAUUUUAUUAAUACUCUGUGAGUCUAUAUCUUUUUGUAAAGGCCUACUGUUUUAGUGGGAAAAGAACCUCCUUUUAAGCUCCAACCUCUGGAACUAGAAAAUUAGUUAUUAAAUAAACUAACAAAGUAGAAUUUGAAAGACAAGA
This is a messenger RNA of Capra hircus (goat), 2338 nucleotides long. RefSeq lists its product as uncharacterized. The transcript is spliced from 3 exons. Bases 1 to 813 code for a protein of 270 amino acids. The record is from RefSeq and is a predicted model, not a curated record. Lineage: Eukaryota; Metazoa; Chordata; Mammalia; Artiodactyla; Bovidae.